Messenger RNA from Anoplopoma fimbria (sablefish), 3789 nucleotides. RefSeq names its product wingless-type MMTV integration site family, member 5a (gene wnt5a). Gene Ontology annotation, molecular function: cytokine activity; frizzled binding. The transcript is spliced from 5 exons. Gene Ontology annotation, biological process: canonical Wnt signaling pathway; neuron differentiation; multicellular organism development. The coding region runs from base 1174 to 2310 and encodes 378 amino acids. Gene Ontology annotation, cellular component: extracellular region. Lineage: Eukaryota; Metazoa; Chordata; Actinopteri; Perciformes; Anoplopomatidae. The record is from RefSeq and is a predicted model, not a curated record.
GAAGAAGAAAAAAAGACGAUUUGAGGAGAAAUGUGAAGCGCAUGCGCCAUCUGAAGGUUUUGCGCUGCGCAUCCAUGCUGCAGUGUGCUAGUUUGUGAGAGGAGGCGACUGAAGCAGGUGAGAGAAAGAAAGAGAGAGAAAAGAAGAGAGGGAGGGACAGCCGCUGAUACUGUUCUGCAGUCCGACGCGCAGAGACGCACACAUACGGUGUGGGAAGACGGCAGACCCGGAGCCUCAGCAGCCGCUGUUGUUCACACGCUGUGCUCUCUUCCUCCCCUGGCACCAAGCGAGCCAAGCCGCACUGUUUGGAGAUAGAUAUUUUUUUGGGGGGGAGCAUACUGUCUGGAGCCGAUUCAUUGUGCCAUCUGUGUGUUUUUUUUGUGUGUGUGUGUGUGUUUUUUGUUUUUUUACGAGGCGGAUGACUGACUUGUUUGCAUCUGAAGACGUGUAAGUGGAGCUGUGGGAUUGUCAGCGUCGUUCUUCGCACAGAAUGGAAGGUAAACUGACGAGUCGUCUGUGGCGAGGGUCACCGUGUGGGUCUUCCCGCAGGUAAAACGCGCUAUGAGCUGGGCGUGCGAGCUGCUGGAUUUUAUGAUAAUACCAAGAUUUUUUAUGUUUUGGGUUUGACAUUGUCUAGAGAUAACCUUGGACUUUUUUUUUUUUUUUUUUUUUUUAAUAAUUUGGAUAGGAACUAUUAAAGUAGGCCGCUUUCAAUUAGAAGAUAAUCGACAUCCGACGUUUCCGCCAGUGAGGUCGCCGUAGAUGGUUUUAUUUGUUAAUAGUAACUGCAAAGUCGUGCACUGAUUCGUUAAAAAAGGAAGUGAUCAUUUUCUUCCUUAAACGGCCUUUGGACAUUUAUUUUCUGUAUCCCGCUGCUUCAUACGAGCCCUCUAAACGGUCUGGCGCACGGAGCGCAUGCAUUCAGUAAUUGUUUGGGCGUCCGUGUUCACCAAAACACCCAACUUGAAGAACUUCCAGACUUAGCGUUUCGCUUUCUUCACCCCAGCCAAGCACUUUGCAAGAAAUCCGGAUAAAAGGACAAGACUUGUCUCCACAGCAGCGGAAAAGGACAUCUUAAAUCCACCUGGCCUGCUCAGGGAUUAUUGGUCUGAUAUCGUCUCCAUAGAGUGGAUUACAUCUUCUACCGGCUGUGCUCCCUGAUCAAACGGCAGCAUGAACCUGGGACUGGGCUGUGUGUGUCGGCCGGUUUCCUGGCCCUUUGGCAGCGUGUUGGACUCCAGAAACUGUGUCUUUGCCCUCACACUCCUCACACUCCUCAUGCAGGUAGUGGUGGAGGCCAACUCUUGGUGGUCUUUGGCUAUGAACCCUUUACUGAUCCCAGAGGCCUACAUCAUCGGUGCCCAGCCUUUGUGCAGCCAGCUGGUGGGCCUGUCUCAGGGCCAGAAGAAGCUGUGCCAGCUUUACCAGGACCACAUGCAGUACAUCGGUGAAGGUGCCAAAACAGGCAUCAGAGAGUGCCAGUACCAGUUCAGACAUCGGCGCUGGAACUGUAGCACAGUGGACAACUCAUCUGUUUUUGGACGGGUUAUGCAAAUUGGCAGCCGUGAAACGGCGUUCACCUAUGCCAUUAGCGCGGCAGGGGUGGUGAACGCGGUGAGCCGCGCCUGCAGAGAGGGGGAGCUCUCCAGCUGUGGCUGCAGCCGUGCGGCUCGCCCCAAAGACUUGCCGCGAGACUGGCUGUGGGGCGGCUGCGGAGACAACCUCAACUACGGCUACAGGUUCUCCAAGGAGUUUGUGGACGCACGCGAGAGGGAGAAGAGCUACCCUAAAGGCUCAUAUGAGAGCGCCCGGCUAAUGAUGAAUAUCCACAAUAACGAGGCUGGAAGGAGGACUGUGUCAGACCUUGCCAACGUGUCCUGCAAGUGCCAUGGGGUAUCAGGCUCCUGCAGCCUGAAGACUUGCUGGCUGCAGCUAGCUGACUUCCGCAAGGUGGGCGAUGCACUGAAGGAAAAGUAUGACAGCGCCGCUUCCAUGAAGCUCAACACGCGUGGAAAGCUGGUGCAGAUGCACAGCAAGUUCAAUGCUCCCACAAGCCACGACCUAGUGUACAUCGAGUCCAGUCCAGACUACUGCCUGAAGAACCAAAGCACCGGCUCCUUGGGCACAGUGGGGCGCCUUUGCAACAAGACCUCGGAAGGCAUGGAUGGGUGUGAGCUGAUGUGCUGCGGCCGCGGUUACGACCAGUACAAGGCCCAGAUAGUGGAGCGCUGCCACUGCAAGUUCCACUGGUGCUGCUAUGUCAAGUGCAAGCGCUGCACCAAGAUCGUAGACCAAUUCGUCUGCAAGUGAGAAGAGGAGUGUUGCUUGUGUGUGUUUGCUUGCAGACCAUGGGCAUUCUUCUGUCUGUAUCCGUGAGCAAAGGAGGUGAACACAGAGAAAGAAUGGAAGAAAGAAACUAUAUAAAUUAUAUUUAUAGAGUUAAACAAUUAUGCCAUUGCAAAAAGACUGACUCUUUUUUUCAACAAAAAAAAAAAUCUUAUGUCUUCAGAAACUGAGAGUAUCGUGAAAUAUUUAUUUUGAGAUUGUUUUAUUUUGGCCCAGUCAUCACCAGUCGAUUUUAACCCAUUCAAGUGCCUACAACUGUCUGAAAAUCUACCCCCAGCUGACCCCCACCUUUUUGUUCAUAUCAGAAAAUACAAAUCUUCUUGUCAGAUGGGUCACACUGAUUGUGAAAUUGGAUUGUGCUUCCAAUUUCCUUAGAAGAGUAGUGUUUUAUAUUUGUGGCAUAAUUGACUCAGAGGUCCUGGUUUGUUGUUUGAGAAUGGCUGUGUUGAAAGGACAAUAUGUGCUUUAGUGUAUGGAAGUGAUUUCAUGGGCCCAGUCCCAGACCAGCCUUCACAUCCUAACCGAAGUCUACUUGUCCCCUCUCACCACAUGUAGAGUAAGGAACACUGUUGGUUCGUAUGAGUCCUUGGAGAACAAUGGGUACAAUAAGAGGGCUGUUUUGGGGAUUGGGCCAUUUAUUAAGCUGUCCCUGAAGCCUUAGAGUUCCCCAGGUGCUGCAACAAGCCCUCCACCAUUAUGCACUUUGAUACAGAGGCUUAAACCUGUCUGUGCGUGUCUGUUCAGCUGUCUUUUUUUUUUUACAGUGCAUCAACAAAUAUAUCAAUAUUAUAGCCUACAUUCUUUUCCAUAUUAAUUCAGAUUAUCCAUUUAACAUUAUCUUUACAAUACUUAAUAUGGUUUGAAUAUAUAUGGGCAAUGUUGUGGUUACAGUGGUGAAAUAUUCCAUGCUAUGUAUAUAUAGUAUGUCUAUCCAACCAAUCAGUAAACUGUAUUUAUUUUCUUUAAACGGAUCCUCCUCUAAGCUUAAAACAGUAAAGCAUCAUCUCCAUCAUAGAUCUACAGUCGAUCAAUAGAUCAAUAGUCAGACAUCCUCAAGUCACUGCUUGAAGUCACUUUUUAAAAUUGUGUUCUCACUAAUGUGGCUCUUCACUGUUUUUGUAAAGGGAAAUGCACCUUAUUGUUUCAACACACAAAUUAUUUCUUCUCACUCAUGUUCAGCUUUACUGUACUACACACAAAUACACUUGUUUAUCACAGAUGACGUUCAUCACCACAGAUUUCCUGUACCACUCAGUUAACUUCUAACUAUCCCUGUGAUGAUUCUCAAUAGACAAACUAUUUCUACCAAUCCAAAUAUGUAUAUUUAUAAGCUUCUCCAUGAAUUUGAGGUUUGUUAAACGUAAUGUGUUAUAGCUGAUAUUUUGUUACUUUUUACAAAUUGGCUCAAUGCUCUACUUUGUUUCAAUAAAUAUCAAAUGUAAA